GGCGCUAACCGGGCUAGCCGAUAGCCGUUAGCAGCAGCAGUCCGUUUAAAGUGCUGUUUUAUCAGAGUCCGAAUCAUGGCGGUCCAGGUGUCCGAGUCCGACCAGAUCAAACAGUUUAAGGAGUUUCUGGGGACGUACAACAAGGUGACGGAGAACUGCUUCAUGGACUGCGUCCGAGACUUCACCACAAGAGACGUGAAGCCCGAGGAGUCGAGCUGCUCCGAGUCGUGCCUGCAGAAGUACCUGAAGAUGACUCAGAGGAUCUCCAUGCGUUUCCAGGAGUAUCACAUCCAGCAGAACGAGGCUCUGGCAGCUAAAGCUGGCCUGCUGGGACAGCCGCGCUGACCCUGAACCUGGGCCAGGCCGGGCCGUGCUGGUCCAGCAGAUCCUCCGGCGCUGUAAAAACAGACUCUGAAGCUGCGCGUGAGGACGUUUUGUUGUAGUUUCUGACAUGAAGCUCCGCCCCCUCAGAUUCUAUCUGCAGGGUUAGUCGGCUGUUCUGUGCAUCAUGGGAAAUGUAGUUUCAGAUUCUUUCUUAACAUGCAGAAUAUUCAUUUAAUUUGUCUUUUGAUUGAACACAACGACCGACCGAUGUGGUGAUGAUGAUGAUGAGCUGACCUCAUUUUUCAUGUCUGGAAAUAAAAAUAAUCCGACAUCA
This is a messenger RNA of Haplochromis burtoni (Burton's mouthbrooder), 658 nucleotides long. It is a transcript of the gene timm9, whose product is annotated as translocase of inner mitochondrial membrane 9 homolog. The record is from RefSeq and is a predicted model, not a curated record. Lineage: Eukaryota; Metazoa; Chordata; Actinopteri; Cichliformes; Cichlidae.